This is a messenger RNA of Halteromyces radiatus, 204 nucleotides long. RefSeq lists its product as uncharacterized. The record is from RefSeq and is a predicted model, not a curated record. The annotation marks the transcript as partial. NCBI's taxonomy places the organism in Eukaryota, Fungi, Mucoromycota, Mucoromycetes, Mucorales, Cunninghamellaceae. The transcript has a single exon.
GGUACUUUACUCUCUUUACUUGACGCGGUAUAUCCUCCUACUAUAUGUUCUAUAUGUGAUAUGAAUUUAUCUACUCCUACUGAAGCUGAUACUCACUUUCAAACUAUUCACAAGUCCAAACGACAUUAUUUAUGUUUGCAUCCUCACUGUGAUCAAGUCUUCCGAUCUCGAGCUAACUUACGUUUUCAUAUUGCCAACUCUCAU